GUUCUCAAUCUGCCCUUGGCAGCGUAUGCCUACAGUGCUGCCAUGGGAUGUUGUGGCUCCGUCGACAAAGACACCACUGAAAGGUUGGAGAACGUGAGCAAGGAGAUCAAAACUAUUGGUUUGAGUGCCGAUAGCGAUUCAUUGAAGGAGUUGGCAAGACAUGCCAAGGAACUUCAAGAGAUCUUUGAAGUCUUCGCCAAUGCUGGUGACAUGAGGAUGAUCGAACGUGUCCAAGACCUGAGUGAUGCCAUCGUGCGGAACCUCAUUGGGCGGAUCGACCUGGAGCUGUUAAAGAAAGGGGCAGCAGAGUAUCAGCCCACGCUCGAUGCAAUCAUGGCGGUAGCGACAGAUCUCGACACAGUCCGUGCCACCAAAGCGACCAAGCUGGUUGAAAGCCACUUGAGCCGACACCUCGAGCAGGUGCAGGCAGCUCAGGAGAAACAAGUGGAUCCCAUCAUCAAGAAGAUCCAAGCGCUCCGGGCGAAGCUCCAAGAGCCAGGGCAAGCAAAGAACUUAGUCCCUGGCACUAAGGACAUUGUUGACUCGGCAGAGCAAACCUUCAAAGCGGCUCCAGAGGCAAAACAGGUGGCCAAAGCGCUUCUUGAAGAGCUGGUGCCGCACUCGGUGUGGAUCCUCGAAUCGGAGGCCUUCUGGUCCAAUGCCCAGGCCUCCGACCAAGUCGUGGAGCUUUCGAAGCGCGUGGAUGCCUUGGCCCAAGACCUGGUGGCUUUGUUGGGUGCCACAUGGGAUCCACCUAUCACUCCCCAAGCUGAGCGAGUGCGCCUACGGAAAGCCACUGAAGCUUGUGGCCAGUUGGUUUCGAAGGCACAGAAGCACUUGGAAGCAGAUGAAGGUGGAGAAGCUUACAAUUGUUUGCAAGAGCUCUUGCCUUGGUGGCCCCAUCUCAAGAGCAGCCAUUCUCUUGAGAUUGUCGGGUUGUUCAGCAAGAUGCAGAGUUACGCGCAAGAGGCCUUCCUGGCGGCCGCAAAGGCCGGACACAGCGAGAGCGCCGAGGAGAUCCGUGGCUUCGCAGUACAGUUCGACGAGCUCCGGGCGAAGUUCGAGGGGUUGCCAGCUGCCUCAGGGCGUCCCUUGGGAGAGGCUUUGGAGUCUGGAGAGGCAAAAAUCCAGGUGGCCAAAGCACUGGACGUGGUGGAUGCGGAGGUGGCCAAGAGCGCGGAUGACGAUGAGUCCACGAAUUUGAGUUUGGCAACGACCAUUCAGGCCUUGGAAUCAUUGAAGAUGGCGUGGCCUGUGGCCAGCAAAUCAGACUCUGAGGAGUUGUACGAACGGCUGAAGAACAGCUGCUCUGGCCUCGAGAAGUUCAUCAUUGACACCAUCUCGAGCUGUCCAGUGGAGCAGAUCACCAGCUUCCUGCAGUUUGCGCAGGAGUACGACUCACGGCGAAGCACCAUUGAUGGAUCGGAGCCCCUCCGGCCACGCCUAACCUCAGACGCGUCGGUGCGCUAUUUGAGCCAAGCCGAAGGUGAGCUCGGAAAGACGGAAGGCAUGAAGCCUCACAUUCUCCUAGACAGCUUGAAGGCCGUGGUGGCCAUCUCGGACGGCAGUGACAGCAAGGUGCGCACCCAGCUGUUGCGAGUCAUGUCUGCUACGGACGAGCGCUUGCUGAAAUCCUUUGUAGAGACCAUCUCAGCAGAGGUGGAGAAUGAAAAGAAGGAGCUCUUACUGCAGAAGUUUGCCGAAUCUGCGGAUGAGGUUCGCGUGGCGUGUUCGAUCCCAGGAAGGCCCUUGGUGGAGGCUAUGCGGGAAAAGAGGACCGAGACAGCAAGCGAGUUGAUCAGCACUAUCCGGGACGAAAUUUCUGCCGGACAAGUGGGCUCGCUGGCCAAAGAGCUUGGUGCUUUAUCGCGGAUUUGCAAGAGGCUCCCGCCAGAGUCCUCGAUACCCAAAGAGGCAGCCGCCGUGGGGUCAAGGUUCCUCGAGAGCCUUGCGACUGCUCCGCUUGCAGAGGUGGAGAUGCUCAUGCCAUCAAUUUCAGCGGUCUCUGCUGCAUUAAAAGACUUGGGCGGCGACGCUGCGGACCUGCGUGGGAAACUUCUUGGCCGGGUGUGUGCAGGUCAUUUGGUGGCCGCGAGGAAUACGACGGAUCUCACCCAACUGGGCAAAGAGCUGGACAUCCUCGAGAAGUGUCGCAAGGAUGAAGCCUUGUCUGCGCAGCUGGGUGAGGAGAUCUCCCAAUUGGCCCAAAGCUUGGAAGAGACCUUCCUUGCACGCCUCCUGGAGGAGGGCCGUGCCAAGGGCUCUGCUGUCUUAGACCUGGCGAUAGUUGCCGAUGGAUGGAGGGACGAGCCCAUGCUCCCCAGGCUCACGAAGGCCCAUAAAGUGGUGGGACUCUUCGAAGAGGCCAUGGGAGAAGUGCAGAAGACCUCGGGAAUGAAUCCCAAAGUGGUGGUGACGGUGCUGAAGGACUUAGGGCCAUUGCUAGAAUCGGUGGCCAGCUUAGAGGCCUACCGCCAACGGCUGCUGACAAUUGUGGAGAAGUUCAGAGAAAAGCUUGAAGAAGCUUGCCAGAAGGCACUCGCAGCUGAAGGAGAUGUCGAAGCUCGCCUUGCUGGUUUGCUAAAGUUGGCAGAAAGUGGCGACGUGGCCCAGGAAGCUUUCUUAAGCGUUCCGGAGCUCUCCUACGAGAAGAAGAACUUUACCGAUUCCAUCUCGAAAGUGGGUGUGAAGAAAGCGUUAGAAUCCAUCGAAGCAGAACUCUCGAAAGAGUCUGGCAUGAAUCCAAAGCUCCUGCUGCAGAAGUUUCAAGAGCUAGGCAAGUGGGGUACGUUGCAGGAUACUCUCAAAGAUCGCUACCAGGCAUCAUGCGACAAGGUGAGUCAACGGAUGAAGGACUCCAUGCAGGACGCAAAGACAACGUCUAAUACUGGCAAGCAGAAGGCACUGCUGCAGUUUGCAAAGGAGUUCGACAUGGCCUCCAACAGCUCUCUGGAAGCGGAGUUACAAGCGUUGCUUGGGGAUGAAGGCGUUUGAGGCGAGAACAAUAAAUUUACUGUGGACAGAUGAUGAUAGAUGAAAUGAAUGGAACAUCCAGCUAUGGCUCAAAAACUGGAAGCCACGUUUC
Durusdinium trenchii is the source of this 3085-nucleotide messenger RNA. NCBI's taxonomy places the organism in Eukaryota, Dinophyceae, Suessiales, Symbiodiniaceae. The record is from the annotation of a GenBank genome assembly.